AAAAAAUUGUGUGUAAUUUUUGGUGAAAAGUUUAUGUUCAUCCAAACAAAAUUGUGAUAGCAAGAAAAACCAGACAUCGAUAGAUUCGAUUGAAAAAAAAUUAAUUGAACGCCAUUAUUGGGAUAAAAAGCUGAAAAAGUGUGAGAAUCUAAUCCAUACACACUGUUUGCAUUGAUUGUUUGCUGAGGUUGAUUUCGAGCCAUACAAAAUGGCGAAUUCAUGUGCAAUCGCAAUAAGCAGCGAUGAAGAUGAAGACGUCUGCCUCGUCUCAGUUACAACGCCAUUGCCACGUCAAUCAGACAACAAGCAGCAGUGUUGGGCAGACGAAUCGAAGAGUAAAUAUGUCAUUGCUCCGUGGAAAAAGUGUCAAUUGGUCUCCGAACAAAGUUUCAUCAAUGAAAACGAUGAGGAGGAGAGAAGUGUCACUGUGCGUUUCGACGAUCAAAUAAUGGAUUUGCCAAAACAAAAAUUAACCUUUGCCAAGCCGAGUGAAUAUUUUCAUAGUGAAGCUCGAGUAGUGGCGUUUCGUCGAAGCGUUGAUUUACCAUACAUUAUCGAUGCAGACUCGUGCAAAAUAGUUCCACUCUAUCAUAGCCACGACCAUCUACCAUAUCCGGGAAUGUUGGGAGCACCCGAUGAAAAUGGAUUCCAUCAGAUGAUUUUCUUCGAUGACGGCCAUGUGCAGAAAGUGAAAAACGAAGACAUUCGAUUGGUGUAUGACAGCGAAUGCUUGGAACACGUUCAUUCCAAUGCAAAAGCCUACUUCAAGUUUUAUCAAUCGCUUGAGCAAAUCCUAAGACAACGUAAAAAUCUGUUAAAUCUUUAUUUGGUUAACAAUUGA
Molecule: messenger RNA, 841 nt
Organism: Sitodiplosis mosellana (orange wheat blossom midge)
Lineage: Eukaryota; Metazoa; Arthropoda; Insecta; Diptera; Cecidomyiidae
Exons: 5
Coding region: 209-841 (210 amino acids)
Source: RefSeq, a predicted model, not a curated record